Salvelinus fontinalis (brook trout) is the source of this 935-nucleotide messenger RNA. RefSeq names its product protein FMC1 homolog. NCBI's taxonomy places the organism in Eukaryota, Metazoa, Chordata, Actinopteri, Salmoniformes, Salmonidae. The record is from RefSeq and is a predicted model, not a curated record. The coding region runs from base 228 to 560 and encodes 110 amino acids. Gene Ontology annotation, cellular component: mitochondrion. The transcript is spliced from 2 exons.
AGGGGGGACCAACCCGGUACUAGAUUGGUGUACCUAAUAAACUGUCCACUGAGUGUAAUAUCUUUUGAAUUAGUUAUCGACGUUGCAAUGGUUUGAAACGUGAGCUUUUAUUUUGAAGGUUUUAAUUAUUACUAUACGAAAGUGAUGUCAUUAUUUGUGCUCCUGGUAGUAGGUGAGCACGAAUGAUGUAAAUGUCAUAGGUGCGGACCCAAACACGCCAGUCCAACAUGGCGUCGUUGUCUUCACCUCUUCGCCUUUGCCGGGGGAUCCUGAGGGAGAUACGAGCGAUUAAAGGACUGGAAUACAAACAGUCUUUGGCAUACAAUUAUGUUUUAGAUCAAUUCCGUAAAAACCAGAUCACUGGGGAGAGAUAUUGCCGUGCUCAGGAGGAGGCCCUCCAUGCUUCGCACAGCUACCUCUGUCUGCUCACCUCCACCCGGCAACACAUGGCUCUCUACGACAUGUACCAUGGGAAAGGGCAGCGUGACACAGAGGAGAUGGCAGGAAUUGUGGGGCUCAGGCUGCCCACUCAGCCUGGAGGGAAGGGCUGGGAGAAGUGAGAGAAGGGAUGGGAGAAGACUCUCGUACAACACCAGAGGGUUGUAAAUCAUCACGCUGGACCUAAUGCUAUUUUGCUCUUUUACAAAACAGAGGAAGAGAUGAAGGACUGUGAAUUGUGAUUUUAUACAAGGGAGGAUCAAAGCUAUUAGAAAUAUGAGAUUCCCAGCUCUCCCUACCACUCCUCACUUUCUAUGUCUGUCUCAAGACAAUGGCUGUAAUUAAAAUCUUUGUAAAUACAAUGGGACAAAUUUAGCCAAUUAAAGUAUUAAUCACUUUUAUUGGGUCACCAUGACAUCACACUUUUCUUGCAAUCCGUAUGCUGCUAGUGCCUGUUAAUAAUCUGCUAAUAAAACAUAAGCAAUUAAAUAAUGAUA